GGGUAAACUUAGAUAUAUAAUCUCUAUUUAUAAAGAGGCUUUUUCUGUUUAGGGUUACUCAUUUCUUCCGAUUUCUUCUUAUUUUCUGUAACGUCUUACUGAUUUCAGCCAUAGAUGACGGGCGUUUCGGAAGGAGAUGAUAUUGUGACGCUGAAACUAUUGAAGCAGAAAAUGCAUGAUUUUGCUCAAGAACGAGAUUGGGAGCGAUAUCAUAGCCCAAGAAAUCUGCUAUUGGCUCUGGUGGGAGAAGUGGGGGAGUUGUCAGAGAUAUUUCAAUGGAAAGGGGAAGUGGCGAAGGGAUUGGGAGACUGGAAAGAAGAAGAGAAGGUUCAUUUAGGGGAGGAGCUGUCUGACGUGUUGCUUUAUCUGGUCAGGCUUUCUGACAUAUGCGGCGUCGAUUUAGGUCAGGCUGCCCUCCGUAAGAUCCGUCUUAAUGCAAUCAAGUACCCUCCUCCGCCUCCUGUUGUCUCUGUUUCCCAACCCAAUGCCGAUCAUCAUGCUUCAUCUCUUCAGGACGUAUUGUAUUUGGGCCAAGCAUAA
Molecule: messenger RNA, 540 nt
Organism: Lactuca saligna
Lineage: Eukaryota; Viridiplantae; Streptophyta; Magnoliopsida; Asterales; Asteraceae
Source: the annotation of a GenBank genome assembly